CAGUGUGUGAGUGAAGGUAAACGCGUGACGGUUCUGGUGUUGUUUUUCUCAGCCGAAGCAGACGGCGGCAGACGCUUAUUGUGUCGGAAACCGAUUUCACGCCUGUUUCUAUAGUGAUCAUGACGCGGGAUUUUGCUAAAAGGCCUUAUGAUAUUUUCUGUAUAGAAAAUGUUUCCGUUUUUAUGUGAUGCGUCAAACUACGUUGAUAUAUUGUCUGCAAUAGGCUACGAGUUGCAGUGGAUGACAUCAGGUCGAGUCCUAAAAUAGAUUGUUGAAGGUAUUCUGGUCGUUGGAGGCCAAAUAAAAAGCUGGAAAAUGAAAUAUCCUUAACUCUUACAUCCAACGUUUUAAAUGUGAUUAUUAUUGCUUUGCAUGUCGUUUUAUAUGUCAUAUUUUUAGAUUUUAUAUAGUGCUGUGGAUUUGGUUUGCUAUCUAAGUUGUUCAGAAAACCUGUAGAGUCAAGAAUCUAAGUUUAACAUAUGAGUGAUUAAAAAGUUUUCCUAUUUAAACCUGUACAUUUUAAGAAGUAUCAAAUUAGGCUAUAUAGCUCAUUUGUAAUUUUGGAAGCUGGUUGUUUAAUACAUCUGCAAUGUAACAAGGGUUUUACCACAUAUAAUAAUAGGCUAACCCUAGGCUUUAAAGUCUGGGGAAGGUGCACAUAAGAAAUGUGAGCAAGGACUAAUUUAACUGCCUUAUUAGGGUGAAGCAGAUCAUGAAUGCAGAGGCCAAACCAGCUCAGCUCCACUGGGCCUUAAGCUGUUGGAAUGCAGAGAGUAGUGGCAGCUGUGUAAUGAUGGGCAUUUUUCAGCCAGGUGCAACAUUAUUCUGUAAGCCACUGGUGGGUUUGGAAAAACAUUGAAGGGUUUGUUAAGCACUCUUCUGUGUUUUCAUAUUUAUUACAACGAUUCAUGCUAUUUUGAAGUUUCACAAAGACAACAAGAAUGUUUAAAAUGUAAACUUUCAUCAUGAUAGGUUAGGGAACUACAGCAAAGUACUUGUAAAAUGAGCGGUUGUGUCUUUUAAUUCGCCCAUGUCCAGUUAGAACACCAUUUCAAAGUUCUGAUAUUUUAAUAUGAUUUAUCCAAAGUACAUUAAAUGAUCAAGAAACAGGACAAAUAUGGCGUUAAAUGAGUGUACUCAUUUAAAGGUCCAAUGUGUAAGUUUUUGGAGGAUCUACUGACAGAAAUGCAAUAUAAUAUACAGUACAUAACUAUCUUCAGUCUUCAGAGGUGUAUAAAGACCUUAAUGAAGCGUUAUGUUUUUAUUACCUUAGAAUGAGCUAUUUCUAUCUACAUACACCACGGGUCCCCUUCCAUGAAAUCCGCCAUGUUGUUUCUACAGUAGCCCUAAAUGGACAAACUGCUCUACAGAGCACGUUUCGUAAUAGGUUAUCUCAUUCAGCAAAGAAGAGAAAACGUGACGACAUCUUAGUUCUGUGUCAACCACCAUAGUGCUUCAAGAGGGAGUGGUGGAGUGACCCGUUGGUUGAAAUUCGAAACCUCUCGUCUAGAUGAGGCUAAAAAGACUCUGCACCUUUAAAUUGUUCCGUCUAAAGGCUUAUUCACACCAAAAACAAUAAUAUAAAGACAACUACAAAGUUUGAAAAUCGUUCUAAAUUUUAAAAAAGAACAGAAUCCACAUCACAACUGUACUUAUCCUCUAUAUAGAGCAACAAUGUUGGUGAGAUCACUUUCAGAGCAAUUUUCCAGCUCAUAAAUGAUAAAACACUGAAAGCCAAUAAAAACACUUAAAUACAAAUGCCCUUUAAAAUGAACUGUGCUAGUUUAAAAUAAACAAAUAUAUCAUCUGUUAUGGAUGUCGAUAUAGUUAUCGUUCUUGGUGUGAAUGGGCCUUUAGUAAGUGGCUCUUAGCCAAAUGAAUCUUCAAAAAUCUUUUUGCCACUGUCAAAUGUCUAGCCAACCAGUAUAUUAUAACAAAGGUUUUUAUUUUAAAAACACUCUAAUAGAUAUGUCAACAAAUGCUACAUCAUAUAGUGGGGUUUCCUGUCUGUAUUCACGUCUCCUAACUGUAGAUCAUGACACCUUAUUGACAUGACUUGACAGGAAGUCAGGAGAUCAUAUUCUCUUCUUCACUCACAUGUUACAGACUAUUGCUGGUCACUGUCAGUCUUUCUAUUCUGGGGCAGACUGGUAAACAGACUACCAGUAAGCAGGUUGGCAUUCAAGUUGCCUAAUACCCAGCAGGUAUGAGAGGAACGAAAGGGUUGCUUCAUAAACCAUGACCUAUUUAAAAGCUGGAGGAUGAAAUGUUUAUUAUUCAUCACGUAACUGCUGUUUAGCUUGGAUAGAUGGUAAAGUUGUUACAGUGUGAAAUCUAACUUCUUUUCAAAAUGGCUGUCAGUUACAUUUUUGCUAAUUCCUUCUGCAAACAGAUACAAGGCAAAGUGAUGUACAGUAUAGUUAAAUCAGAAUCUCUUGAGAAUCUAUUACAUGCACAAGGGAAUGCAUUAGCCCUCAGCCCUUCUGCUAUGCAUAAUGUAGGUCUGAAAACUGCAGAGAUUCGCUGUUCAGAACAGGUCUGUAACCCUUUGGGGCCCCUCUCUCUAUCUCUCUGUCUCGCUCUCUCCUCUCUUUUAUUCUUUUUGAUGAGCCAACCUUCAUAAAACUUUCAGUUGCCUGCUGCAUAGGUGGAUCUAUGAACUGAAUGUCACCAGACUGUAGAUGUUGGUGCCUUCAAGGACUUUGUUUGACAGCCUGUUUUGAUACCUGAUACUAAACAGAUAAAAAUACAGUUUUAUUUUAAACAAACUCUAGUCUAUGUAGGCGCACCAAUAAUACUAUCAACCAAUAAAACCAUUUCUUUCUUUAGUGUCUAGGUGAUAAUACAAACAUGGAAAAACAAAAUCUCAUCCAUGUAUACUGUUAAAUUCUGUUUUGAUGUAGUUAAAAACUUAAAAUUAUUAAACCACAUUUCACCUUUGAAUAAACUGAACUUUAAAUAUACUGUGGGGAAAGGGACGUUUCUGUGAUCUGUCUGUAUGAUGCCCACCCCCAGCCUGUGAAAAUGGACACUGCUGGUGUAUUUUUAGAGCAGACUCAGCCACGCGCACUCUUAAGAGACUAACCGUUGCUCACAUUCGUCAUAACCGUAUGAUAUUUCGUUCUAGAAGCUACGUCGUCCUUCUAACGUGCUGUCUUUUCAUCAUUUUAAACACUUUUGAAAACGGAAGACAGAUGAACCCAGUUUUCUGAGUGGAAGAACGUCAAAAGAAAUACACUAAACUUAAAGGAGCUGCUAUGGAGAAGCCUGUUUUACAAACGCAGCCCUCUAUGCUGCCUUUCUUUGACACGGCCCAUGCUGUCAACUUGCUUCACGGUAUCCACGAGCUCCGCGCUGAGCGUAAGUUCUUCGACAUCACAUUGUGCGCUGAAGGAAAAGAGUUCCACUGCCAUAGAACCGUGCUGGCCGCCGCCAGCACCUACUUUCGCGCUAUGUUUGCAGGAACGUUACGAGAAAGCGUCAUGGACCGUGUGGUACUGCACGAGGUGUCGGCUGAACUGUUGGGGCUCCUGGUGGACUUUUGUUACACAGGCCGCGUCACCGUCACUCACGACAAUGUGGACCUUCUUCUCAAGACGGCGGAUCUGUUUCAGUUCCCAUCUGUUAAAGAGGCGUGCUGCGCUUUCCUGGAGCAGAGACUCGAUGUUUCCAACUGCUUGGAGAUCCAGGACUUUGCGGAAGCUUAUGCCUGCCGUGAGCUUGCUACAAGCGCUCGCCGUUUCGUCCUGAAGAACAUCGUGGAGCUGGCGAAGAGCAUGGACUUUGAAAGGUUGUCGUGGAAGCGACUGUUGGAGUUCGUAUCAGACGACGGACUCUGCGUGGAUAAGGAAGAAACUGGGUACCAGAUCGCCGUGCGCUGGGUCAAAGCCGACCUGAAGCACCGCUUGCAUUACUGGCCCGAGCUGCUGCAGCAGGUGCGACUCCCGUUUGUGCGACGUUUCUACCUUCUGGCCCACGUGGAGAGCGAUCCGCUGGUCUACCUGUCACCGGCCUGCUUGAGGUUGGUCAGCGAAGCGCGUAGCUUUCAGUCGUACGAAUAUGACCGCCAUGAUAGACCCAGCCAUCGAACUCGCCCACGUCCCUCAACUGGCCUGGCGGAAAUUUUGGUGGUGGUGGGAGGAUGUGAUCAGGACUGUGACGAGCUUGUUACUGUGGACUGUUACAACCCUCAGACUGGACAAUGGAGAUACUUAGCAGAAUUCCCAGACCAUCUUGGAGGUGGCUACAGCAUAGCGGCCCUGGGCAAUGACAUUUACGUAACAGGUGGCUCAGAUGGAUCACGUCUCUAUGAUUGUGUUUGGCGAUACAACUCCAGCGUGAAUGAGUGGACAGAGGUCUCCCCCAUGUUGAAAGCCCGGGAAUACCAUAGCUCUUGUGUCCUGAAGGGUCAGCUGUAUGUGGUUGCCACAGACAGCACAGAACGCUAUGACCACACUCUAGACUGCUGGGAGGCUCUUCCACCCAUGCUGCACCCUAUGGAUAACUGUUCUACCACGGCGUGCAGAGGGCGGCUUUACGCCAUCGGCUCAUUAACCGGAGACGACACAAUGGCCAUUCAGUGCUAUGAUGCUGAGAGCAACCGAUGGUCACUGGUCAAUAGUGGAGAGUUGCCUCCGUGGUCCUUUGCUCCCAAAACUGUGACUUUAAACGGCUUGAUCUACUUCAUAAGGGAUGAUUCCACUGAGGUUGACAUCUACAACCCACAUAAAAAUGAAUGGGACAAGAUUAAUCCCAUGACACAAGUUCAUGUCGGAGGCAGCGUUGCAGCUCUCGGUGGUCGACUCUACGUGUCCGGUGGCUAUGACAACACGUUUGAGCUCUCCGAUGUGGUCGAAGUCUACGACCCCAGUUCUCGAUCUUGGACCCCCGCCGGCCACCUCCCCCAGCCUACUUUCUGGCACGGAAGUGUUAGCAUAUUUCGUCAGUUCAUGCCCCUUGUCCCAAGUACCUUCGAACCUAUUGACAUGCCCGAAGCCAAUGCCAUCCACCUCCACAGACACCACCGCACCCAGGCACUUCACAACCAAAACAACAAUGUCAAUCAGAACCUCAACCAAGACAUCAAUCCAGUCCACUGAAAGCUUUUCAGAAUGUGGCAAUAAAGGUUUCUCGGACGUUUGCAGAGGGCUAUGACGUGACAUCGCGACUAGGUGUUUUUCGCACUUUAUGACUAUGAUAUUUAUAUUCACCUCAA
Molecule: messenger RNA, 5215 nt
Organism: Triplophysa rosa
Lineage: Eukaryota; Metazoa; Chordata; Actinopteri; Cypriniformes; Nemacheilidae
Gene: klhl21
Product: kelch-like family member 21
Exons: 5
Coding region: 3258-5099 (613 amino acids)
Biological process (GO): protein ubiquitination
Molecular function (GO): protein binding
Source: RefSeq, a predicted model, not a curated record